AUUGGGCAAUCAUUUAUAAUUUCCCUCAAUCUUUCAUCACUCAUUCUCAUUCAUAUAAUUUGCUCUGUAAUUUGUCUCCUUGACAAAUGGAUCCAAACAAGCAUCGACCUUCAAGUGCCUUUGAUUCUUCUUACUGGACAACGAAUGCAGGAGCUCCAGUUUGGAACAAUAAUUCAUCUCUGACUGUGGGAUCCAGAGGUCCAAUCCUCCUGGAGGAUUAUCAUUUAGUGGAGAAAAUUGCUAAUUUUGAUAGGGAGCGAAUCCCUGAAAGGGUUGUCCAUGCCAGGGGUGCUAGUGCAAAGGGAUUCUUUGAGGUCACCCACGAUAUUGCUCAUUUAACAUGUGCUGAUUUUCUUCGAGCUCCAGGUGUCCAGACACCUGUAAUUGUUCGUUUCUCCACUGUUGUCCACGAACGUGGAAGUCCUGAAAGCCUUAGGGAUCCUCGAGGUUUUUCAGUGAAGUUCUACACCAGAGAAGGUAACUUUGAUAUGGUGGGAAACAAUAUGCCAGUAUUUUUUGUGCGCGAUGGGAUUAAAUUUCCUGACAUGGUCCAUGCUUUUAAACCCAAUCCAAAAUCUAACGUUCAAGAGAAGUGGAGGAUCAUGGACUUCUUUUCCCACCUCCCGGAGAGUCUGCACAUGUUUACAUUUCUCCUGGAUGACCUAGGCAUUCCACAAGAUUACAGGCACAUGGAAGGUUUUGGAGUGAACGCUUACACCUUUCUUAAUAAGGCCGGGAAAGAAUACCUAAUCAAGUUUCAUUGGAAGCCUACCUGUGGAGUAAAGUGUUUGUCACCCGCAGAAGCCAUCAAGGUAGGAGGAGCUAAUCAUAGCCAUGCCACAAAAGAUCUCUAUGACUCAAUCGGGGCAGGAAAUUUUCCAGAGUGGAAGCUCUUUAUCCAAGUUAUGGACCCUGAUCACCAAGACAAAUUUGAUUUUGAUCCUCUUGAUGUAACAAAGACCUGGCCCGAGGACAUAAUGCCCCUGCAGCCAGUGGGCCGGUUGGUCUUGAACAGGAAUAUAGACAACUUCUUUGGAGAAAAUGAGCAGAUAGCAUUCUGCCCUGCUAUCGUCGUUCCUGGUGUCUAUUAUUCCAAUGAUAAACUACUUCAGAGUCGGAUAUUCUCAUAUGCUGAUGCUCAGAGGCACCGUCUUGGACCAAACUAUCUACAACUUCCUGUAAAUGCUCCCAAGUCCCCACACCAUAACAAUCACCAUGAUGGCCUCAUGAAUUUUAUGCACAGGGACGAGGAGGUCAAUUACUUCCCAUCCAGGUUUGAUCCAGUGCGCCACGCUGAGAAGUACCCUAUUCCUGAUUCUGUGGUGUCAGGAAGGCGUGAUAAGUGUGUGAUUGAUAAAGAGAACAACUUCAAGCAGCCAGGAGAAAGAUACCGAUCCUUUUCACCAGACAGGCAGGACCGGUUUAUCAGUGUAGUGGUUGAUUUUUUGUCUGAUCCGCGUGUUACUCAUGAAAUUCGCAUCAUAUGGAUCUCAUACUGGUCCCAGGUUGAUAAAUCUCUUGGUCAGAAGGUAGCAUCCCUCCUGCAUGUGAAGCCCAACAUUUGAAGCUGAUGUUUGGAGCCAUAGCUUGGACAAAGUCAUCGGACUGAACAACUUAUGUAUAGAGCCUAAGCAAGUAGCAUUUCUGUGAUCAAAGUCUUCAUUGAUUAAAUAAUUUGUUUAUUCACAUCCAUUAAUCUGAGACGCUGUCCGGAUUAAUAAGUGAAGUUCUCUGCUCUGGUAGUUCCCGGAGAUUCUGUAUCAACUCUUCUCUCGGUUUGCUAAUAAAAUAGGGGUUUUAC
Molecule: messenger RNA, 1801 nt
Organism: Daucus carota subsp. sativus
Lineage: Eukaryota; Viridiplantae; Streptophyta; Magnoliopsida; Apiales; Apiaceae
Product: catalase isozyme 1
Exons: 8
Coding region: 87-1565 (492 amino acids)
Biological process (GO): response to hydrogen peroxide; hydrogen peroxide catabolic process
Cellular component (GO): cytoplasm; plasma membrane; peroxisome
Molecular function (GO): heme binding; catalase activity
Source: RefSeq, a predicted model, not a curated record